Sphenostylis stenocarpa is the source of this 2034-nucleotide messenger RNA. NCBI's taxonomy places the organism in Eukaryota, Viridiplantae, Streptophyta, Magnoliopsida, Fabales, Fabaceae. The record is from the annotation of a GenBank genome assembly.
AUGGCACCAGCAGCAUUACAACUAGAUGCUACAACAGAGGCAGUUGAGCGGGCUGACCUUCGAGAUAUUUUACAUCUGAGGAAAAACCUUUUAAGAGCAACAUUAUCUCAUCUUAAGUGGAAGGGUUAUUCUAUGUGGAAUGAGCAAAUGGCUUUGCUCAUUCCCAGUGCUGCGUAUGCUCUUUGUGUAGGUUAUGUUCCUUUUACUCAAUGCUUUAAAGAACUUCCUAUGGUUCACAACUAUUUUGAUGUCACUGAUGCUCAAGAGGACUCUCAUAAGUUUGAAGACCCUAAACACCAAUGUUUACUUGCAUUUUUGGAUUGCUCUGUGGAAGUUCUUACAGAAAUUGAGAAGAUUUCCGAAGUUGAGGCUUCUCAAGUGAAAAUAUCUCCACAUGUUCGGGUUUCCCGGGAAAUAAGUGAUCAGCUAUUGUGUGAAAUGGAGGCUUCUAUUCUUGGAGCUUUGGUGGUAGAGGAGAUUAACAAGUGGCGUUUGCUUGAUACCCUAUUACUAUGUUCUCUAUUGUCUAACCUACUUUAUGGUUAUUAUUUCACAAGGAAAAUUAAUGUUUCAUUUUGUUCGAAAUUAAGCCAAUACUUGCAACUGAUGCUUGACAAUGUUGUAAGAAUUAUUCAAGAUGACAGUGACCUCCAGGCUUUUAGUUGCUUAGGUUGUGAUCCUAUUUAUGAUGAUGUGAAUCCUCUUGUUUCUUCCGUGCAUUGUUUUCUUUCAUCCCCGUUAUGUAUGGAAUUGAGGGAUCACAAUUUGAUGGGCUUUGCCCCAUUUGGUGAGUUAAUUCCAUCUAUGGAGAGACUAUUGAAAGCUUUUGUUAAUCUAUAUGAAAGUUAUUCUCAGCAUAUGAUGAAUCUUCAGUCUGAUACAAUUACACAAGAGAUACCUGCUACUGAUAGUAUUCAAAGUUCUUUUCCAAAUGACAGCAGUAAAAGCAGGAUUAUGGACAUGGAAUUGGAUGUAAAUGAUGAUUCUAGAGAGAUUGAUAGUUUAGCAGUUGGAAAAAAAGUAGGCAAUGAUGUUUCUUCUUCUGCAGAGAAAUGGAAAAUGGGCAUGAUAUCGCUUAUUUCCAGUUUUUUCUCUGCAUCUCACCUUACCUGGGAUAUCCUCUUUAAGUUAAUGGAGAAAGAAAAUGAUCCAAAGGUGCGUGGAAAAAUAUUGUAUCAUCUCUGUCAGCAUCCUCUCUGGUCUUCCUCUGGAAAAUUUAUUGAUUUGGUCAAUGUAAUGAAUGAUAUCAUUAUUGAGCAAGUUGGAGUUAAGCAUUCCUGUGAUUCUGUAUUGAUUUCUGCUCAUAUUCUACUAAUUAACUUAUCUUCCUUGGAUGCUGUUGGUAAGGAAAAAUGUGGCCUGUAUUUAUCGGAAGUGGAAACAAAACAGUGCUUUCUAUUACUAGGAAAUGUGAUGCAUAAACUUUCAGAGGUUGAUCUUGAUUGGUUUGGACGGGUGAAACUUAUUGAUUCCAUUUGCAAUCUUGUUUUACUCCAUCCACAAAUUGGUCAGACUAUGAUAGAACGGUUAUUUUUUAUGCUUAAAGAUAUGGACUAUCGAGUUCGAUUAUUCUUGGCAAGGAGGAUUGGUGUUCUUUUCCAGACAUGGGAUGGUCAUGAAGAGCUUUUUCAGGACAUUUGGUUUCAGAUGGUUGUCUACUGCAAAGGAAAAGUCAUCAAUGCAAAGCAGGUGCUAGCUGCUGGUUCUCAGCCUCAACCUAUAAUGGAAACAGUUGUGAUUACUCUCAUGCAUCUUGCUUUACACAGUGAGGAAAUUGAGUUAGAGGCUGUUUUCAUGAUAUGUGUGGUUGCGGCCAUUGAUCCUUAUCAUAGGGAACUAGUCUGUGCGGUUCUUGACAAUCUUUCUAGAGAGCUUCAGUAUAUGACUAGAAUGAAGUACCUAGAAGAGCUUUUGGGAUCAGUUAUCUUUUGUUGGGUUGAAUGUGGUGUAAGCUUAGCUGCACUUGUUGAGGCUAAAGCUUCACGGACAGUUUUUGGAAUGAUCACAGAAGAAAUAGAAGAAAGACAUGUAUAA